Acanthamoeba castellanii str. Neff is the source of this 669-nucleotide messenger RNA. Its product is annotated as partner of sld five, psf2 protein. Bases 1 to 669 code for a protein of 222 amino acids. The record is from RefSeq and is a predicted model, not a curated record. Gene Ontology annotation, cellular component: GINS complex; nucleus. Gene Ontology annotation, biological process: DNA replication; double-strand break repair via break-induced replication. The transcript has 6 exons. NCBI's taxonomy places the organism in Eukaryota, Discosea, Longamoebia, Acanthamoebidae.
AUGGAGGAGAAGGGCUGGGGCCGCACAGUCACCCCCAACUGGCUGAGAAAUCCGCAGCUCUUGCAAGCCCUGCUGGACGCAGAGAAGAACAACCCCGACGAGUUCUGCCCAGUGCCGCAACACUACAUGGAGCUCACGCAACUGUUCCUCCGAAGCUGCCAGAAUACGGACCGACCCAUAUCGCAGCAGGUGCUCAGCCUGGUGGACUUGUUGUGGAGCGUCCGCGCUGAGAAGAGGAGGGCGGGUGUCGAGGGUGCUGAUCUCGUCAACACCCUCGCGUUCAGACUGGACAACCUUACCAUGUUGGAGGCCAACCACUUUCGACGAAUUGCCCAGCUCGCGUUGGACUUCAACCUCGAUGCGAAGAUGGCCUUCGAAGGGGAGGUGUCACCUCCCGAGCUCGAAUCGCUCAACCGACGGCGAGGAAACCUGGCCGAGCUGCUUGGUUUGGGCAACAUCCCCCGGCUGUCCCAAUCUGAUCUCUACUCAGGUCAACGCUUCUCCCGAUCCACCUUCGAAGGCAGCGACCAGAGCGGGACGUCGGGCGCCACGAGCCAGCAGAGCGGCGGCACAGGUGAAGAAGACGAAGACGAAGACGACCUUUCGCGCAGGCCAUGGAUGGGAGGUAGCGCUGGCGCACCGCCCUCGAACAAGCUACGAAGACUUUAG